Messenger RNA from Stomoxys calcitrans (stable fly), 2230 nucleotides. RefSeq names its product transferrin. NCBI's taxonomy places the organism in Eukaryota, Metazoa, Arthropoda, Insecta, Diptera, Muscidae. The transcript has 7 exons. The record is from RefSeq and is a predicted model, not a curated record. The coding region runs from base 214 to 2106 and encodes 630 amino acids. Gene Ontology annotation, cellular component: plasma membrane; extracellular region; recycling endosome. Gene Ontology annotation, biological process: iron ion transport.
UGACAUAACCGGCUCCUAGAGAGUUCCACAUAGAACAGCGAAUAGAACAGAAGCUGUGUGAUGCGCAUAAAUUUGGAGAAAUCAAUUAUGAAUGUCAAAUGGGUGAAACUAUAAAUAAGAAACCGGCUACUUAGUGUACAGCAGCAGUUUUAACAGAAACUUCAAAGCGAAUACCUCGUAAGUGGAAUAUUUCGGUAGAUAAGGCUAAGCAGAAUGGAAAAUUUUAAUAUUUUGCCUUUGUUGGCAAUUGUUUUAAGCAUUUUGGCUUAUGGGCAAUGUGAAGAGCAGCAGAUCUAUCGCAUGUGUGUACCCCAAAAGUAUUAUGAGGACUGUUUGAAUUUGCUUAAGGAUCCUUCGGAGGCUGGCAUACGCAUGGAAUGCGUGGCCGGCAGGGAUCGCAUCGCUUGCCUGGAUAUGAUCAAUCAACACAAGGCUGAUGUCUUGGCCAGCGAACCUGAGGAUAUGUAUGUGGCCUAUCACACCAAGAACUCCGAUUAUAGAGUCAUAUCAGAAAUUCGCACCAAAGAAGACAAAGAUGCCCCCUUCCGCUAUGAGGGCAUUAUUUUGGUAAAGAAAAAUUCCAAAAUUCAAUCCCUCAAUGAUUUGCGUGGUUCCAAAUCUUGCCACACCGGUUUUGGCCGUAAUGUGGGCUAUAAAAUACCCAUUACCAAAUUGAAGAACACUCAUGUGCUGCAGGUCUCUUUGGAUCCUGAAUUGACGGCCACCGAACGUGAACUUAAAUCUCUGUCGGAAUUCUUUUCACAAUCCUGUUUGGUGGGCAACUAUUCGCCAUAUCCUGAAACGGAUCAUUUGUUAAAGAAAAAAUAUGCCAACCUGUGUGCCUUGUGUGAGAAACCCGAACAGUGCAAUUAUCCUGAUAACUUCUCUGGCUACGAUGGUGCCAUACGCUGUUUGGAUAAGGGCCAAGGCGAUGUGGCCUUUACCAAAGUUCACUUUGUCAAGAAAUAUUUCGGAUUAGUUGACAGCGUAACCGCCGAAGGUGAUCCUGCCGAAUUUGAAUACUUAUGCGAGGAUGGCAGUAGACGUCCCAUUACUGGUCCUGCUUGCUCUUGGGCUCAACGCCCCUGGACUGGUUAUAUUUCCAAUGCUGAUGCUGUCAAUGGUGAUGAAAAGCUGCACAAUUUGCAAAAUCGUUUGGAAAAAUUCUUCGAAAAUGGUCUACAUGCUGAAAACAAGGAAGCUGCCUCUCACCUGUUGAUAAACGAAAAUGCCGCAUACCACAGCAAAGCCGAGGCUAUUGAACCCAAAGAGUAUUUGGAAAAGGCGGGAUACAAGGAUGUGAUAGAACGUGAUGGCUCGGCUAUAAGGAAAAUGAAAAUGUGUGUCCAAACUGACACAGAGCUGGCCAAAUGUAAUGCCAUGCGCCGCGCUGCCUAUUCCCGUGAUAUACGCCCUGAAAUCGAAUGCUUGCAAGAUAGUGAUUGUAUUACGGCUGUCAAGCAGGGCAAGGCCGAUAUGUUGGCUUUGCGCGGUCAGUACUAUAAGGGAGCCAGAAAUGCCCAACUUAAGCCCAUAGUCUAUGAGAGCUAUUGUGAGAAUAAUGUCUUAGUGGCGGUGGUAGAACCCACACUGGAGAAGGCUGCCCUGGCCACAAAGGCUAUCUUCUUCAAUGAGAAAUGCGAAAGAUCCCAAAAAGCCAGCGCUUAUUUGAAUAAAUUACGUGGCAUUAGCACCUGCAACAUUGCCUCUGCCUCGGAAAAGGACAUCAUGAUUGUCAAUGCCAAGGAUUUGGAGCAAUACAAAAAUAAACAACUUCUUUGCCCCAAUUUGGAAAAGAAAGCCGUCACCGAAUGGAAGUCGUGUAAUUUGGAAGCCAAUCUACCCAUUGCUGUAUUCAUACGUGACUCCAUGAGCCAUGUCGAGCAGGAAACUUUGAAGCAUUUGUUCAUCUCAUUGUCGGAUAGUUUUGGCAAAACUUCAAGAUUGGCGGAUGUUUUCACUCUGUUUGGCACAUAUGCUGAAAAUGAAAAGAAUAUUCUAUUCCGUGAUAGUGCCUUGGAAUUUGUUACGGAAUUGAAAAAUCCCAAUACCAGUGAGGAGAUCUACAAUAGCUUGACUUGUGAAGUCAACGAGAGCAAGAGUUAGAGAUUUUAGGAGAGCGAUGAAACUAAAACCGGCUGUGUAAACUCUUUUUUUCGAAUUGAGACAGAUAUUCGAAUAAUAAUAAAUGAAAAUUAAAACAACAAAUAAAUGAUAAACAUAAAAUCCA